AGCUUCUAAUUCAACAAAGGAACGAAGUUGAGCCUUUUUCUGUUUGCCAAAUGCCCCGAGGAAACCAAACCAGGCUUUACGGGUUGUUGAGCUAUGAGUGAAACGCACUUAACAAAAGAACGUGGGCUAAAAAUGUCAAAAAGUCGUUGGACCUGUUUUUAGAGACAAAGAGGAGAAAGGCAGGGCGGCUGGAAAAAACUGCAACGACCAAACAAAUCACUCAAGAUUCAAAUAAAAAUGACUUUACUGCGAUUUAAAAGUAUCACAGAAGUUUAGGACUAACUCUGAUGCUGUGUUUUGAGACAGAGGAGCAGACGCUGGAGAGAUAAGAUAAAGAAGGAGAAGAAGGAGAAGGAGACAGCGCAGGUGGAGUGGGCGGAGUCUAGCUAAAGGUACACAAACAGAGUAACGACGCUGAUCCCGAGAGCCGGACGGACGCUCAGGGGAGGUAAACGAAACGAGAUGAACUGCUAACGCGGCACUCCUUUAUGAAGAUCACCGGAGAUGAACUGAACACGCAUAGAAAAGAAGAAGAAGAAGAAGAAGAAUCAGAGAAAACAUGAGCGUGGAGUUUAUGUUCUGACUGAAACAGGACGGAGCCGCAAGGAAACAGGAUGUCGUCAGAUCUCUGCAAUCAUGGAGACACCAUCUGUGAGAUCCGCGUGUACGAGCAGGAGGUCAUCGUGGUGCCGAUCCUGCUGCUGGCGGCGUUUCUGGUCACUCUGGUGUUUGUGCUGCUGAUGCGUUACUGUCCAGAGAGAGUCGACAAAAUACGACCCGAAAAUCUCAAAAAGUCUCUCCGGCCUCAGCGCAGCCGGAGAGCGCUCAGUGGGAUCGAUGCUCCUCCCGGCAUCAACCCUCUGGAGCAUGAGAGCAUCGCCUUGGACAUACCCAGCACCUACUCCACCUUCAACCCCGCCCGCACCACCCACCGCUCCAGCAUGUACGCCUCCUCCAAAAGCCUGCGCCUGCCCGUGGACCCCGCCCCCACACCAGAUGCUUUCAGGCCCAGUUUCGUGUCCACGGUCCAGCCCAGAGAGUUGCCCCGGCAGAGGUUACCAGAGAAGUUCAACCUGGUUCAACCUCUGCCCACGGCGUUCUCCCUGCGCUCCGACUCGCCCGUGUCCCUGUACAGAGCGCGUAUGGACAACAGGAAUGUGGUGCUCCGAGUGCUCAAAGACACAGCCAAUGCCUCCGAGCGUCACUCCUUCCUGGGCUUUGCGUCGUUCCUGGCUCAGCUCGGGCCUCACCCCUUCCUCCCGGAGCUGCUGGGGGUGGUCUCUCUCAGAGCACCCCUCGUCACCGUCAUCGAGGAGCUGGAGAACAGGGACCUGCUGAGUCUGCUGUGGAGAUGCAGACAGGAGACAGAUCCUCCAUGUGAGAUGACGGAGAGGAGAAUUUACACAAUGGCAACACAAGUAGCCUCAGCACUGGAGUUUUUGCACAGUAAGGACCUGCUCCACGGGAACAUCCGAGCCCGUAGCGUCCUGGUGAGUAAAGAGUACACGGCCAAACUGUGGGGGCUUAACGCAGUCUACACCUGGAAGAACCAGCGGGGCACCCAGAAAGACGACCCCAGCAUGAAGAAGUGGCAGGCCCCGGAGCAAUUAGCCAAGAGAACGGCCAACCCCAAAAGUGACAUUUGGUCAUUUGGAGUCUUACUGUUUGAAAUGGCAUCGCUGGGAGAGGCUCCGUUUGCAGAGAUCCCUGUGAAUGAGCUGAUACAGUUUCACCAACGAGGGAAAAGUCUGAAGAAGCCGUUAAACUGCUCCAAUAAUCUACACUCCAUCAUUAAAAGCUGCUGUAACUGGAAGGAGAGUGAGCGCCCCCUUUUGGCAGACCUGAGCAAAAAGCUUUCGUCUGCGGAGAAAGGUGCGUCUGAUAAACCCAUAAAGUCUCCUGGACCAGUGAACAUAGAGCAGUACCUGCAGGAGGCGGGAUACGGAGAAACCAACAACUACACCGUGUUCUGAUGUGCCAAAGGGGGAUGUGAUGACUCCAGAGAGGGGCCCGGAGGUAAACGAUGGGGUAGAGGACAAAAAGAGCAAAAGAAAAAUCACAAAACUAUAAUUUCAAGACUAGAUUUUGAGUCUUAAAAUCAUUAUUUGAUGCCAGAGUGAGUAAAUGCACUACACUGAUGCUACAGUAAACGCCUAUCUCCUGUACAAUAUUCAUUUAAUGCAAUUUUUACCGUUUUUAUUUUUAUUUAACCUUAACUUAACUGAGAAUUGCAUAUAUGUCGAAGUUUUACCAGGUGGUCUAUUAGGAUCAAGACUAUUCAAAACUGCUCAGAAGGUUUUUAUUUAUAUUUCCAAUGAGGAUUGACUUUAGAGACAAAUUUUGCUGUUGAGCCAAAUCUGAUUAUUGAUAUUUUUAAAUGCAGAUGUUUAACCUGGUUUAUGGUCAGAGUGGAGUUACUUUUCCACUAACACGACUAACACUGCCACCAACACUAACAACAACAAACAACAACACUAACAACACCAACCAAAACAACAACACAACAGCAACACCAACAACAAUAACCACAGAUGUAAAUGUACCAAGACCAACACUACCACCACCAACAAUAACACUAACAGCAACACCAACAACAGAUGUACAUGAACCAACACCAAUGUCACCACCAGCAACACCGCCAACAACAAAUGUACAUGCACCAAGGCCAACAACACUAACGGCAACACCAACAACAGAUGUACAUGUACCAAGACCAACAGCAACACUGCCAACAUCACCAACAAAAACAGAUGUACAUUAUGAAGGCAACAAGAAGUGGAUUUUCUAUAACUUAAAAAAAGAAAUGUCCCCGUUUAUAUUGACAUUGUAUGAAGCCGUUUGAGUUUGUGAACACAGCCACUUGAAUGUUUACGAAAGGUUAAAGACGUUGGUAGAAUCAUUAUGGGCAUAAGAAAGUUUAAACUUGAACAAAAUGCGCUAAAUUAUUUCGUAUUUAAAUCACUUGUUUAUAUUCGUUACGGUUCUGUUGUUGGGAACUGGAGAAAUGUAAAUAUGGUCGAGCUGCAAGUCACUUUAUGAUAAGUUUACAAAUGUAAUGAAAUGUGCGAUUAAUAGAUUUGUAAAAGCAGAGCGUGUAAAUAAAUAGGGAUGAGACAGAAAUGCAACAAGACAUGAGGAGAACCUGGAGCAAAGCCACUGUUUUAAAAGCCACUUUAGGUCAGACCAAAUAUCACAAACCAUCGCUAAUAUUAAAGAACCUGUACCUGAUUUGAACCCAUUUUUUGUCACAAUAAUUCUCAUUAAAUCAUGGUUAAAGCUGCUAAAUAAUGAAAAAUAUAAAAUAAAUAUAGUCUAUAAUCUAACAUAGCAUUUACUCAGGUUUUAGCUAAUACAGAAAUUAGCAUCAAGGUCAUCAUUUUUGCUAAGAAUCAUGGGAAACCAACUGCCAGACAUGAUCUCAGACACUAUUCUGUCAGUGUUUAUGUAAAAUGAACAAAACCUCAAAUUGUAGGCUAAGACAGGAGAAAUAUAAGAAAACGACCACAUGAGACUAUCACAGACUCAUCUUUUCUGUGUCUUGAUGCAAUAUCGCAGCAGAAAAGACUAAGUGGGCGGAGCUAAAAGUUCAAAUGAAAACAUGUUUGACUCACGGUUUGAAAUCAGGUACAGGGCCUUUAAUAAUACUCUAUUAGUCUCUUCUUCCUCUUCAGGUUCACCUAUGACGAUACACAAAUAAAUGACACAUAAUUGUAUUUUUUUAAUGCAGAACAAUCGUACUCCCAACUCCUGUCCCGUCCCUAAAAGAAAUGUUUACAAGAUCAAUGUGU
Molecule: messenger RNA, 3788 nt
Organism: Periophthalmus magnuspinnatus
Lineage: Eukaryota; Metazoa; Chordata; Actinopteri; Gobiiformes; Gobiidae
Gene: styk1b
Product: serine/threonine/tyrosine kinase 1b
Exons: 10
Coding region: 615-1973 (452 amino acids)
Biological process (GO): multicellular organism development; positive regulation of kinase activity; protein phosphorylation
Cellular component (GO): signaling receptor complex
Molecular function (GO): transmembrane receptor protein tyrosine kinase activity; ATP binding
Source: RefSeq, a predicted model, not a curated record